Molecule: messenger RNA, 2328 nt
Organism: Setaria italica (foxtail millet)
Lineage: Eukaryota; Viridiplantae; Streptophyta; Magnoliopsida; Poales; Poaceae
Product: BTB/POZ domain-containing protein At5g67385
Exons: 5
Coding region: 168-2012 (614 amino acids)
Molecular function (GO): protein binding
Source: RefSeq, a predicted model, not a curated record
CUGCUUCACUCGCUCCGCACUGUCGCGAUUUCCUCUGACGUCGACGUCGCCUCGGGGAUGGAAGAUGAGGAGGAGAGGAGAAUAUGGGGGGAGGAGUUACGUAGGGAGGGCAGAGCGGGAGAGGUGAACGUACGGUAGCUCGGUGACUUUUGCGAAAGGGUUGAAGGAUGGAGAGCCGGUUCGAUACGCCGGCGAUGAAGAGGACCAGCGACUGGGUCCUUUCACAAGAAUAUCCGAGCGAUAUUACCAUCCAGGUCGGGGAGGCGACCUUCAACUUGCACAAGCUCCCGCUGGCGUCUCGGUGCGGCUACAUACGGAAGCAGGUGUCGGGGAUCAACGGCUCCAAGUUCACCACCCACAUCGACCUCACGGGCAUGCCGGGCGGCUCCAGGGCGUUCGAGCUCGUCACAAAGUUCUGCUACGGCGAGAAUUUGGAGAUCACCGAGGACAACGUCGCGAUGCUGCGGUGCGCCGCCGAGCACCUGGAGAUGACCGACGACAGCAACGGUGGGAACCUGGUCGGCAGGGCGGAGGCCUACCUUGAGGCCGUGGCGCUGAUGAGCCUCGCCGGCGCGGUCACCGUGCUCCGCAAGUCCGAGGAGCUCCUCCCGGUGGCCGAGGAGGUGGACCUCGUCGGCCGGUGCAUCGACGCCAUCGCCCACAUCACCUGCAACAACAGCCAGUUCAGCGCGGCGCUGGGAUCCACGGCCGGCGGCUACAACAGCGUGAGCGUGUCGAAGGCCGUUGACGCCUGGUGGGCCGACGAGCUCACGUCGCUGCGGAUCGACACGUUCCAGAGAGUCCUGAUUGCGAUGAAGGCGAGGGGGUUCAAGGGAAUUGCCUUGGGGACCCUGAUCAUGCUCUAUGCCCAGAAGUCUCUGCGAAGACUGGACAUGCAUGGCAGAGACAAGAAGAAGAUGGACCCGAGGCAAGAGCACGAGAAGCGGGUGGUCCUCGAGACGAUCGUGAGCCUGCUGCCCAAGGAGAAGAACUCCAUGUCCGUGAGCUUCCUGUCGAUGCUGCUGCGGGCGGCGCUCCACCUGGACACGACGCUGGCGUGCCGGCUCGACCUCGAGAAGCGGAUGUCCUCGCAGCUCGGGCAGGCCGUGCUCGACGACCUCCUCAUCCCGUCCUCCUCGCUGGACGCCGGCACAACGUUCGACGUCGACGCGGUGCAGAGGAUCCUGGCCGGGUACCUUGAGCACGAGAGCGAGGCGGCCCAGCUGGACUACAACACCGACGACGACUUCAUCUCGGCGGCGUCGCCGCCCAACGACGUCGGCAUGGUCGGCAGGCUCAUGGAGGCGUACCUGGCUGAGAUCGCAUCGGACGCGAACCUGCCCAUCGACAAGUUCACCGGCCUCGCCGAGAUGAUCCCGGAACGCGCUAGGUUUAACGAGGACGGCAUGUACCGCGCCAUCGACAUCUACCUCAAGGCGCAUCCGCAUCUGAGCGAGCCGGAGAGGAAGAAGGUGUGCAAGGCGAUGGACUGCCAGAAGCUGUCGCGGGAGGCGUGCGCGCACGCGGCGCAGAACGACCGGCUGCCGGUGCAGACGGUGGUUCAGGUCCUGUACCACGAGCAGCGGCGCCUGCGCGAGGCGCCCACCCACGCGCCGAGCGGUGCGUCGUCGUUCUACGGCGGCGAGUCCCCGCCCCCGUCGUUGCCGUACAAGCCGACGCCGAGCCUCAUGGGCCGGCACGCCCGGGGCGGCGCCGCGCCGGCGGAGGAGGUGUCGCAGCUGCAGCGGGAGAACGACGAGCUCAAGAUGGAGCUGCUGCGGCUGAAGAUGCGCCUGAGGGACCCGUCGGCGCCGCUCCCUCCGACCGGCGCCGCUCCGCCGCCGUCCGGGCGGCACUCGAUGCCGAAGAAGCCCGGCGCCGGCGGCGGAUUCAUGAACAACGUGUCCAAGAAGCUCGGGAAGCUGAACCCGUUCGUGCGGCACGACGCCAUGGGCGUCCCGAAGGUGCGCACGAAGCCGCCCAAGGAUCGGAGGCACUCGAUCGGCUGGUGAGGCGGCUUGUGUUCUUAUGGCCGCCGGCUUCUUCCGUCUUGAACCAUGACGGCAACUUCACUUGAACAACAAUGGCUCAGCUUUUGAGUUGUGUUUAGUAGAUACGAGUAUAGUAAUAUGUAGCAAUCUCACUUGGACAUAAAUACUAAGCAUGUUACCAUGUUAGGGAGCAUGGAUUUCAGUGGGCUGUAAAUCCUGCAUUGUACCUAAAUGUUACAGAGGAACUUCUGUGUAAAAUUUUGAAUUAAGCUUCAGUGCAAACAGUGCUCUGAGCUCUACGUACAAUGCUAACAGUGGUAUAAGCUGCUGAUGGAUC